AUGUCAUUCGUUUCUUUGACUAAAGAAAGAUUACAAAAGUUGAGGGACCAUGGAUGGGAUAACUUUUGCAAUAUUGUAACUUCUUUUUGUGCUAAACAUGAUAUUGAAGUUCCUAAUAUGGAUGAUUUGUAUGUUUCUCUGGGAAGAUCGAAACGCUUCUUUGCCAAAGUUUCCAAUUUGCAUCGCUUUCGGGUUGAGAUGUUAUUUAGUGUCAUUGAUUUGCAACUUCAAGAUAAUAGGUUUGAUGAAGAAAAUAUGGAGUUGCUUAUUUGUAUGGCAUGCUUGAAUCCCGUUAAUUCAUUUUCCGCAUUUGAUACUCAAAAGUUGGUUAAACUUGCCAAAUUUUAUCCAAAAGAGUUUCCAGGUAAUGAUAUGACAAGGCUUCGACAUGAACUUGAGUUCUUUUAUGAUGAUAUGCGGAAAGAUGCAAGGUUUGAAAACUUGAAAGAUAUUAAUGAACUUUCUAUGAAGCUUGUUGAGACGGGUAAACAUACUUCUUAUCAACAAGUUUACUUGCUUGUAAGACUAGUAUUGAUCCUUCUGGUGGCAACGGCAAGCGUGGAAAGAGUGUUUUUCUCAAUGAAUAUGUGA
This is a messenger RNA of Beta vulgaris subsp. vulgaris (sugar beet), 591 nucleotides long. RefSeq lists its product as uncharacterized. NCBI's taxonomy places the organism in Eukaryota, Viridiplantae, Streptophyta, Magnoliopsida, Caryophyllales, Amaranthaceae. The record is from RefSeq and is a predicted model, not a curated record. The transcript has a single exon. Bases 1 to 591 code for a protein of 196 amino acids.